Molecule: messenger RNA, 400 nt
Organism: Protobothrops mucrosquamatus (brown spotted pit viper)
Lineage: Eukaryota; Metazoa; Chordata; Lepidosauria; Squamata; Viperidae
Product: opioid-binding protein/cell adhesion molecule-like
Exons: 2
Source: RefSeq, a predicted model, not a curated record
AUGGGGCUGGUGGGGGGCUUGGUCCUGCCCUGGCGGUGCCUGGUGGUCGUGUGUCUCAGGCUGCUCUUCCUUGUGCCCGCAGGAGUGCCGGUGCGCAGCGGAGAGGCCACCUUCCCCAAGGCCAUGGACAACGUGACGGUCAAGCAAGGAGAGAGCGCCACCCUCAGGUGUACUGUGGAUGACCGGGUCACGCGAGUAGCUUGGCUGAACCGUAGCACUAUUCUUUAUGCUGGAAAUGAUAAGUGGUCGAUAGAUGACCGGGUGGUCAUUCUCACAAACACCAAAACUCAAUACAGUAUCAAGAUCCAUAAUGUGGACAUAUAUGAUGAAGGCCCCUACACCUGCUCUGUACAGACAGACAAUCAUCCCAAAACAUCACGAGUCCAUCUUAUCGUCCAAG